GCGUACAGUUCUAAUUCUGCAUAACCAAUUGGCGUACCUGAGCUGCGUGUGGCUUCUUCGCUGAUCAACAAUGUCUGACACGUCGAAGGGUAUCCCUCAAGAGCAGCUGCCAUCACAGGAGCUCCACCCGCCGCCAAUGCCAGUGAUCAACCUUGGCCACCUCAGUCUUGAUGAUCCCACGGUGCGGUCCCGGGUGGUCAACGAUAUCGCCAAAGCAUGCCGUGAUCUGGGAUACUUCCAGGUUAUAAGUCAUGGGAUCAGUCAAUCAGUCAUGGAUGGUGCUAUUGAAGCUGCUUCAGAAUUCUUCAAACUGCCAAAUGAGAUAAAGAAAGAGUAUGCAUCAGAUGAUAUCCGGCAACCUGUUAGAUACGAUACCAGCUCAAAGGAUGGCAUUAGUAUGUCUCGGGCAUUCCUGAAGCAUUAUGCCCAUCCCCUCUGCGAUUGGCUGCAAUACUGGCCACAGCAACCACCAAUAUAUAGGGAAUACAUGGCAAAAUAUGCCGUAGAAGUAAGGGUGGUGGCUCUGAAACUGAUGGAAGCAAUUCUAGAAGGCCUAGGCAUUGGCAAGGAAUACAUGCAAGAGAAAUUUGAGGAAGGCUUACAGCUAUUGUCAGUGAAUUGCUACCCUAAAGUGUCUCAAAGUGAUACGUCAAUAGGUCUGGCAGCACAUUCUGAUUAUGGGCUCCUAACCAUCUUGCUCACAAGUUGUCAGGGCCUUGAGGUUGUUGACCGCAGCAGCAACAGCUGGAAAGUGGUCCAGCAACUCCCACAUGCAUUGCAUGUCCAUGUAGGAGACCACAUGGAAGUUCUAAGCAAUGGCCGAAUCAAGACUGUUGUGCACCGCGCUGUUCUGAAUCCUCAAGAAGCAAGGAUUUCUCUCGCUAGCAUUCAUGGUUUUGCACUGCAUGAGAAGGUCUCCAGUGCCAAAGAGCUGGUCGACGAGGAAAAUCCACAAAAGUACAAAGAAAACAGCUUUAAUGACUUCCUAGAGCAUCUCACUGCCAAUAUGGACAACAGGCAAAGGAACUUUCUUGAGAGCCUUAGAAUGUAAGGGGCACAUUCACGGUACGGUCUUCACUUUACGUCCAAAAGUAGGUAGUACGAUGUGCAUAUGUCUCCCAACAGUUUAUCCCUAUCUGUUUCAGACUAAUGCUGCGUCUUUAAUUAGUCUAUUUUGUACCAUUUUGAUCUAGUUUUACUAACUUGUUUACUGUCAAGUUGUUUUUCCUUUCCAUCAUACGGUAUUGAUAUGGGUCUGUAGAAGGUAAGGAAAACCAACCGUGUAAAAAAUAUACAAUAACAAUAGGGCUCCUGCUGUUAGCCAUUUAAGCUAGGACUUUGUAUUAACUACUCCGUAUGAAAGGGACACAUUUAUUCAUUUUGUUUAUUUUUUCUUGGUGGACACUGUCAUCCAUAUAAAAUUUUUACAUUUAAGAGCCAAGGAAUUAAGGAAGAAUAAAGAUUUAUGAAUGAGAAACAAUGAAAAGAGUGAAGUACAGAAGGUAAUCACGUUAAGAAAAAUGAUGUGAGAAACGCCUAGGAGUCUUCCGGCUAGCUCCACAAGGUGGUGGGCUAGACGACCUGGAUUCGAAGUUUCACCCCUUCUAAUUAUUUGAUAUUAGGUCCUUCCCUAAUAUUCACGUCUUUUUUGUUAAGAAAAAUGAUGUAACCAUCUAUAAGGAGCAAAUCCAGACCAGAAGUGCUCAAUUAUAUACCUUGUGGUUAUAUACAUGGUCAUGUAAUUUGUUUUUAUGGUAUGAGAUUUUAACAUCACCCAAUCAUGUAGGCCAAUUGGUUCUAUGGUAUUGAGAAGCAGAUCAAGCUAAAGUUUAUCUUGGCAUGUUGAAAUCCUAAGCAUCAUCAUCAUCAUCAUCAUCAUCAUCAUCAUCAUCAUCAAUACAAGCCAUAUCUUGGCUGCCAGGUGUCCAUUUCCAGUCUAAUAAGAGUCAGUUGGUUUUUCUUUCAGAGAAACGCAUGUAAUUAUCUUUAGCCAUCAUCUACAACUUUUAGGAUCGAAUAUAUUUCAAAAUUUAAAGUGCAUGUGUGGUUUACAUGUCCCAAUGUGUAAUUCCAUUAUAUAUAUUAAGCAUGCCAUUUACAAAA
Molecule: messenger RNA, 2103 nt
Organism: Oryza sativa Japonica Group (Japanese rice)
Lineage: Eukaryota; Viridiplantae; Streptophyta; Magnoliopsida; Poales; Poaceae
Product: flavanone 3-dioxygenase 3-like
Source: RefSeq, a predicted model, not a curated record